AUGGACUGCCUGUUCGGCCUUGUGGGGGACGGCUUCACGCUGGUCGUGGCGGACACGUCAGCAAACCAGUCUAUCGUGAUUAAGAAAACGGAUGAGGAUAAGAUCAUGAUUCUCGACGAGACGAAAUUGCUUGCCACGUCAGGCGAGGCAGGCGACAGGGUGCAAUUCUCGGAGCUGAUUCAGAAGAACAUUCACCUGUACGCCUUCCGCAACAGCAUCUCGCUCUCCACCUCCGCUGCUGCCAACUUCACUCGCCUCGAGCUCGCCACUGCCCUGCGCUCACGGGGUUCUUACCAAACCAACAUGCUGCUGGCUGGAUUCGAUGAGGGAGUGGGGCCGUCGCUCUACUACCUUGACUACCUCGCCACGCUGCACAAAGUGAAGCACACUGCCAUCGGCUACUGCUCCUACUUCGUGCUCUCCAUCUUUGACAAGUACUACAAGGACAACAUGACCCUGGACGAGGCGCUAGAGGUGGUGGACCGCUGCAUUGCAGAGGUGCGCCUGCGCCUGCUCGUGUCGCCGCCCAACUUCCUCGUCAAGAUUGUCGACAAGGACGGAGCCAGGGAGCUGCUGUGGAGGAGAACGGUUCCCCCUCCCCCCGGGCCUGAGACGGCUGCGGCUGGCAGUGCUGCUGCUGCUGCUGGUGGUGGUGCUGUGGAAACCACGUCUGAUGCAGAUCGCCAUGCUCCCCGCGCAUAUGCACGUCCGGGGGGAAGCGCGGGGAGGAGGCGCACGGCGGCGGCGGUCUGGGGCCGCGGAGGCGGAGGCGGAGGCGGAAGGUUGCAGGACGACCCGCUGCUGAACGAUCUGGCGGAGUUCGUGCUGGAAACGGCGGAAAACAUUGCGAUUCAGGUGGAGGUGGAGCGCAAGGAGUAUGCAUGUGACUUGGUGACAGAAGUGGACAAGGAGUGCAAGCGAUACAUCACAAGCAUUGUGAAUUCCACCUUCCCUCUGCAUCGCAUCAUAGGCGAGGAGACAGCCACAGAGGAGGACAUGGCGUGGCAGUGCUGCUUCUCUUGGUCCACGUUCCCCUUGCAUCGAAUUAUAGGCGAGGAGACAGCCACAGAGGAGGACAUGGCGUGGCUGGAGCAGGGAGCCAACCCUGCUGCUGCUCCCGGUGGCGAUGGCAGUGCCGCUGCUGCUGCAAUGAACGAGUGGGUGUGGAUCGUGGACCCUAUCGACGGCACUCUCAACUUUGUGGGGGAGAUCCCUAUGUGCGCCGUGUCGCUGGGUGUGGCGCGGCAGGGGCGCCUAGAGGUGGGGGUGGUGUACAACCCCUUCAACAAUGAGCUCUUCAGCUGCCGCCGAGGGGAAGGUGCAUAUUUGAACGGCAACCGCAUUACUAUUCCAAACGAGCCUAUUGCUAUUGGUGAUGCCGCAAUUGGUGUGGGCUUCCCAUCCAACCCAGAGCAGCGGCAGCGAAUGAUAGAGGCAGUGGCGGCAGUGGCACCACACGCUAGGACCAUGAGGGCCUUUGGAUCCGCGGCUCUGCAUAUGAGCUACGUGGCAGCAGGUCGCCUGGGUGCUUUCUUUGAGGAAGACCUCAAGCCAUGGGAUGUGGCAGCAGCCCACCUCCUUGUACAGGAAGCGGGAGGAGUGGUAACCAGCAUGGCUGGAGAGCCACUCAAGCUGAGUGGGGGGUCUGUUUUGGCAACCAGUGGGGGUCAGCAGCUGCACUCACACAUCCUCUCACUCAUCGCUAAUGAGAAGGCAUGA
Messenger RNA from Closterium sp. Naga37s-1, 1719 nucleotides. The record is from the annotation of a GenBank genome assembly. NCBI's taxonomy places the organism in Eukaryota, Viridiplantae, Streptophyta, Zygnematophyceae, Desmidiales, Closteriaceae.